ACCUCACCACCUCACCUUACCUUACCAACCCGGCCAAACUCAACGAAAAGCUUCAAGUUCUUCUUCUGCAUCUAUGCGGCGCCAAUGUACUUCCAAGUGGACUAACCUUCACACACUUUGGCCCCGUGUUUCAGAUUUCUAGCUCUCUCAAGUUCUCAACGCCGUAGUGGGUCGACGACCUCACUUCUGCAUUCCCAGCAUGCAGCCCAAGAUGCAGCAUUUCAUCGACGAGUCCACCCUUUUUCCCCUUCCUUCUGCAGUAGCUCCAAGCUACCCUGUUUCCUGUGUCCUUUUGUGUCUUGCCGGGGUCAGAAGAUAGACGACCGUCUUUCUCUCUUCCUCCACCUCAACAUGGGAUACACACUACCUUACCGUAACUACGUAGUCGAGAAUACGUAUCCAUCCAACUUUUUCAUCAGUCGUCUGGUCUCGGCCCACGAUCCGUCCAAGGGACCCUGGCAUCGACAGACUACAAACCCCCAAGCCGGAUGCGCGCAGCUCAACCCACAGUUGCGUUGUACCGCUGCUUCUCUACCCUCCCCUCGUCAGUUGAUGGGGCUAGAGACCCAGACUUGGGCCCGACGACCUACGGUCAGUCCAAGGCUGGGGCCGGGGCGAAGGCCACACGCCCUCACUCCAGUCGGCCGUCAGUCGCGCGCCGCAUCACCACCACCAUAUCCAUUGGGCUACGAGCCUCAAACCCGAGGAUAAAGAUGUCCUCCCCUCCCGCGCCUACUGUCCCUUUCUGUCGGCCCCUUCUCUCUCCAUCCUCAUCUCGUCUCCUCGUCUCCUUUGCGCUCUCGUCCUCUCAUCCUCGUCUCAGUCUAAACUUAUUAUCAAAUCGACCUUUGUUUGUUUACUAUAACUCGCAUUAUCUGGAUACCAAAACAAAAAAGUUAUACACCUAGAUCUCUCGGAACGCCCUGGUCUCGUUGAACGCGGCCACUUCGUCCCUGCUUCACAGCAACCCCCGUCUGCUUUUCCCAUCGCAACGCAAUCCUCAAACGCCAAAGAACUCCUGGAGCUGGCCUCCUCUCUCUCACGAAACACCUCUCAUAAUCCCAUAAUCCAACCAACCUACACAGUCACAAUGUCCACUCUGGCAGCGGAUAUGUCUUUCGACUUCAUCUUCCCCUCGUGCGAGCCCUCCACGCCGCCGAGUUUCUCCUUCGACUCUUCUCUCCUCGAUCUCCCCUACCACCACAACCCGGGCCACAACCGCUCCCGCUCAAAUGGUUCCGUCUACUCCUUCAUCUCUGCCGCAGACUCCACACCGGACUCGGUGAGCACACGCAUGACAACCCCGUCUCGUGCCUCACCCCCGAUCCGCCAACACGGCCCCCUCUUGCUUCCCAAGAUCCGCUCCCAGGACCAAGCCAUCGAGUCGCCUCCCAAGCGCAUGAAGGCAUCGCCAAAGCCCCGCGCCCCGGUUCCCAGACGGGCAACCCCCGUGGCCCCCACCACCAACGCCGUCUUCCGCCCGGCUCACACUCGCAGCUUCACCAACCCGGAGACCCUCACAUGGAACAUGCCCUCCACUUACUGCAGCCAGCCCGAGGAGCAGACUCCUUCGUCCCUUCUUUGCUCUCCCAUCAUCUUCGCCGAUGAUAUGCAAUCUCGCCGUGCGUCAACCUGCAGCCUUGAGGGUGUCGCCCUCGAGAAGUUCGGCUUCCCGACCUACCGUCAGAUGCCCUCAUACGUUCCCUCUCCUGCUCCUCAGCAGCCAUCAGAGGCAUACAUGUUCCCCUCCUACACUCCUCGUGCGCCGUCUCCUCUCAGCCUGUCCGCCGCUGCUACUCCGGACCCGACUCCCAGCACCACUCUCAUGACUUACCUCACCGGAUCUAACCCUGCUCCUUCGCUGGUGCGCACCAUCUCGUUCCCUCUCCGGGAUCCCAACACCAAGCACUUCUGGUGGGACGUUCGCCAAAUCCGCCCCUGGACAACCUUCAACGCCUCCUCCGUCCUCUCUCUCCCUGGUGCCGCCGCCCUUCUCAACUGCCCCGUUCCGGCACCUCUCCUCCCCAACCCGGCCCCAACUGCCCGCCACCCAGAGACGGAAGCCGCUCUUCACAGCAUCUACGCCUCUCACUACCUCCCCAAGCUCAACGCCGCGCUCGCCAUCUCUUCUCACAGACCCAUGCAGCUCUCUGCUCCGGCUCCCUCUGCCACCGUCAAGCAGCCCGAGCUGCUCUUCACCGCCUCUCCCGCUGGCGAGCCCGCCUCCGCUGCCACCAUCUUCGGUGGCAAGCCCACCGCUCGCGUCGUCGGCCUCGUCCGCUCCUUUGACCGCUUCAACACCGGCAUGCGUGUCGAGGGCAACAUCAAGCGCGUAGAGUACCUCCGCGGCCUCGCCGCCCUGCACCACGCCAUGCGCGAGCACUCGUGCCGCUACGGCUUCAUCCUCACAGAGAUUGAGCUCGUCAUCGUCCGCAACGGCAGCGAGUCCGUCCCCCACUUUGGUCACCUCGAAGUCACCUCCGUUCAGCUUGCCGCCGUCGCUGACGAUGCCGACUGCGAGGUCGGCGAGAUUCCUCUGACUGCCUGCCUUGCGCUCUGGGGCCUCUGCAUGAUGGCUGGCGACGAUGCGCCUCAGCAGCAGGGCCGCAGUGCCGUGGCGCACUGGAAGACGGAGAUUGGCGCACCUGCUGAGGGUACCCGACGCAAGGCGCUGCCUAGGGAUGAUUGGAUGCCCAAGCCGCAGUUGGCUGAGAAGCGUGAGGCCAAGAGGGCGAGAGGCUGGGUCAUGCCCGAGGACCCCGUCGGCAGGAAGGAGUUGGGUAAGAGAGGUGUGCGGUACGGUGCUUGCUGAGAUGUUUUUUUCUGCUUUCUGCUCUUUUUUUUUGGAAUUAUUUGUUCGUCUGCUUUUAUCUUGGCGUUUUGAAAAAGAGUCGCUUGGGCUGGUUCCAGACACUCUUUCUGGUGGGUGGAUAUGGGUACAUAAAAAAUAAUUGGGAUGGGACAUGACUGGGAAUGGAUCAUGACUGGAUGAUGGGUAAACCAUGGGACAUGUAUUUACAAGGAUUUCGGUAGCUGAGACGAGGGACUUUCACGAGUUGCAUGACGAGGCAUUCUUUCAUAGUACAG
Colletotrichum scovillei is the source of this 3087-nucleotide messenger RNA. RefSeq lists its product as uncharacterized. The transcript has 2 exons. The record is from RefSeq and is a predicted model, not a curated record. The coding region runs from base 1091 to 2812 and encodes 573 amino acids. NCBI's taxonomy places the organism in Eukaryota, Fungi, Ascomycota, Sordariomycetes, Glomerellales, Glomerellaceae.